AUGGCUCCACCUACCGCAGUCGAAACGUCGUUGAACUUCAACCACCCAAACAUCAAGUCCACCCAGGACCCAUUGGUGCAGCAGUUGUCCCUCAAUGAGGACGUCACUAUUAGACACAACGCUCCUCCACCAACUUUGUACGAAGAUGGUUUGUUGGAGAAGGGAACCGUCAUCUCCUCCACCGGUGCCUUGAUGGCUUACUCCGGUAAGAAGACCGGUAGAUCUCCAAAGGAUAAGAGAAUUGUCGAUGAGGAGACCUCCACUGAGAACAUUUGGUGGGGUCCUGUCAACAAGCAGGUCGAUGAGUUGACCUGGAAGAUCUCCAGAUCCAGAGCUUUGGACUACUUGAGAACCAGAGAGAAGUUGUUCAUUGUCGAUGCCUUUGCCGGUUGGGACCCAAGAUACAGACUUAAGGUCAGAGUUGUGUGUGCCAGAGCUUACCACGCUUUGUUCAUGACCAACAUGUUGAUCAGACCAACCGAGGAGGAGCUUGCUAACUUCGGUGAGCCAGACUUCACCAUUUACAACGCUGGUCAGUUCCCAGCCAACAUCCACACCAAGGGUAUGACAUCUGCUACCUCCGUUGAGAUCAACUUCAAGGCUAUGGAGAUGGUCAUCUUGGGUACUGAGUACGCUGGUGAGAUGAAGAAGGGUAUCUUCACUGUGAUGUUCUACAUCAUGCCAAUCAAGUACAAGGUCUUGACCUUGCACUCUUCCUGUAACCAAGGUGAGGAGGACGGUGACGUCACCUUGUUCUUCGGUUUGUCUGGUACUGGUAAGACCACCUUGUCUGCUGAUCCUAAGAGAAAGUUGAUCGGUGAUGAUGAGCACUGUUGGUCCGACAACGGUGUGUUCAACAUCGAGGGUGGUUGUUACGCCAAGUGUUUGGACUUGAGUGCCGAGAAGGAGCCAGAAAUUUUCAACUCCAUCAAGUUCGGUGCUAUCUUGGAGAACGUUGUCUACGACCCUAUCACCAAGGUUGUCAACUACGAUGCCUCUAAUGUUACUGAGAACACCAGAUGUGCAUACCCAAUUGACUUCAUUCCAUCUGCUAAGAUCCCAUGUUUGGCUGAUGUCCACCCAACUAACAUUGUGUUGUUGACCUGUGACGCUUCCGGUGUCUUGCCACCAGUUUCCAAGUUGACCAACGCCCAGGUUAUGUACCACUUUAUUUCCGGUUACACUUCCAAGAUGGCUGGUACUGAGGAAGGUGUCACCGAGCCACAGGCUACCUUCUCUGCUUGUUUCGGUCAGCCAUUCUUGGUGUUGCACCCAAUGAAGUACGCUCAGCAGUUGUCUGACAAGAUCAGCGAACACAGUGCUAACGCUUGGUUGUUGAACACCGGUUGGGUUGGUGCUUCUGCUGCCAGAGGUGGCAAGAGAUGUUCCUUGAAGUACACCAGAGCCAUCUUGGAUGCUAUUCACAGCGGUGAGUUGGCUAAUGUUGACUACGAGGUGUUCCCAACUUUCAACUUGAACAUUCCAAAGAGCUGUCCAGGUGUUCCAGACGAGAUCUUGAACCCAACCAAGGCCUGGAGCGAGGGUACCGACUCUUUCAACUCCGAGAUCAAGUUCCUUGCUGGCAAGUUUGCUGAGAACUUCACUAAGUACGCCGACCAGGCUACUGCUGAGGUUGUCGCUGCUGGCCCACAGGCUUAA
Messenger RNA from Sungouiella intermedia, 1659 nucleotides. Lineage: Eukaryota; Fungi; Ascomycota; Pichiomycetes; Serinales; Metschnikowiaceae. The record is from the annotation of a GenBank genome assembly.